UCCUUGGCAAAUGCUAAGAUAUCCCCAGAAACUCUAACAAAAUCCACUACCGACGUUGAGUCCGGAACAAAACUUACAAACAUAACCUCCGUAAAUAAAUGGCUAUACGCGCGCGCGGGUGUGGAUUCACAUUUUUAGUGUUGUGGUAUAGCAUGGACUUGGAACUACACACCGAGUUAAAGGUUUGUAAUCUAGUUGGUUUAAUUGCGUCAUGGUGAAUUCCGGUCCUCCCGGUCUGCACCUGUUGAAAUUCAUUAGAAUUAGUCUGCUAGCAAGUGUAUAUAUGUAGAGCCCUUAAGGGUGGAAUUUCAAGAGAACCAAUUCAACGACGCGGAGCCAACUUUCUUUACAGUAUCUCAAACCACCAUGGCUCCUACCAUACUUAUCGUUGGCGCAACAGGCAACACCGGCCGUAGCGUCGUAUCAACCCUCUCAGACUUCACCCAAAAACCAAACCACCACGUCGCCUCCUAUCGCCUCGUCGCACAAACCCGAUCCGCUUCCAGCGACGCCGCGAAGCAACUAGCCUCCCUGCCCAACGUCUCCAUCCUUGAAAAGAAUUGGAUAGACAUCACCAGCGACUGGCUCCGCGAGAAUGAGGUCACCAAAGUCUUCAUCGCCUCCCACAAUGAACCGACAGCAUUCUCAGAGGAGUCCCAAUUCCACGUCGUUGCUCUAAAUGGAGGGGUCAAGCACAUCGUGCGCAUCUCCACCACAGCUGCGAAUGUGCGUCCGCAUUUCCGGGCUUACUAUCCUCGCACACAUUGGGCCAUUGAAACCAUGCUGGAUACGAAGGAGUUCAAGGGGAUGAUGUGGACGAGCCUGCAACCGAACGUCUUCACUAGCAUAGUUCUAGCCAAUGCGGUUACUCUAGUCAAGGAGUACCGCAAAACGGGUAAGCAGCAGCCAUUGAGCUUGAUCUCCCCGAAGGACGUCGGCGUGGGUAUCAUCGAUCCAAAUGACGUCGGGACUUUCGCAGCAUAUGUGUUGGCAAGUGAGAAUCCGGAGGUGCACAAUGGGAUGAGAUAUGUGCUGAAUGGGCCGGAGGACAUCAGCGGUCAGGGGAUUGUGGAUUUGGUCGAGAGAGAAAUUGGAGCGAAGGUUGAACAUGUGGUAUAUAAGGAUCUGUCGUGGCUUGAUGACCUUGCCCAGGGGCCGCACAAGGCCCUUACUUUGUCGAUUAAGUCCGCGGUCGAGACGUCAUGGGAAGGAAAGUGUGGAACAGACACGACGAGUAAGGAGGCUAUUGGAAUUUGGGCACCAAAGACGACGCCAGCCCAGGCGUUUAAGGGGUAUUUAGAAGGGUAGAGAUGUAUAGGAUUAGAAAUUAGAGAAGUCGGCUGCAUUUACACCCCACCCAAUAGGAUCUUAAAAU
This is a messenger RNA of Pseudogymnoascus verrucosus, 1375 nucleotides long. RefSeq lists its product as uncharacterized. The record is from RefSeq and is a predicted model, not a curated record. Lineage: Eukaryota; Fungi; Ascomycota; Leotiomycetes; Thelebolales; Thelebolaceae. The transcript has 2 exons. The coding region runs from base 367 to 1308 and encodes 313 amino acids.